Pseudogymnoascus verrucosus is the source of this 2120-nucleotide messenger RNA. RefSeq lists its product as uncharacterized. Gene Ontology annotation, biological process: protein phosphorylation. Bases 94 to 1725 code for a protein of 543 amino acids. The transcript is spliced from 3 exons. Lineage: Eukaryota; Fungi; Ascomycota; Leotiomycetes; Thelebolales; Thelebolaceae. Gene Ontology annotation, molecular function: ATP binding; protein kinase activity. The record is from RefSeq and is a predicted model, not a curated record.
GGGUCUUUUUCAGAUUUUUUGGUUAAAAAGUCACUUGGUGUCCAAUUUAUCAUACUAUCCGUAUCCGUUCAGUAACUCUUUAGAUGGCCUGAAAUGGAACUUGGAACAGGAUUGGCACUAGUAGCCUUUGCUGAUCAAUGUAUCAAAUACGGAACCAAACUAGUGAAACGAUGCAAAAGUUAUCGCCAUGCAGUGGACGAGGCGAGGGCCUUUUUGGUCACAAUCGAGCACAACUGGCGGAAGACCGAAUCCCAAAUCAAGUUCCUUAAAUCAAUCGCUACCACUUUAGACGAAGACUAUCUCGAGAUGCAAUCGAUCCUGUUAUCUGAGCUAGAAGGCCAGCUAAAGACAGCGACGCUCACUUUAGACCAGCUGAUUGAGAAAAGCAAGCGCGGGAAGUCGCGCACAGAGUCUAAUAUCAUCGAUCGCAUGAAGAGUCUCGUAGUGAUGACACCUGGCCAGAAGAUCAAAUAUGCUUUCGAAAAGGGCACACUACAGGACCUAGUCAAUGGUCUUGAAAAGUGGCAGGGAAGAUUCGAUCCUUGCUGGAUGCUGAUAAUGCGAAUUGAAUCCCGAAGCAUCGACAACGAGCUGUCUCGGGAAACACAAAAACCCCCGGCUCAGCAGAUUCCGUUCAUUAUGGCAGCAAAGGAGAUGCGCGAUGCUGUUCAUGCGACUUUAGUGGAAAACCCUGCAGUCGAAGUUCCGAUUUGGCUGGAUGCGGACUCUUACCAUUCAUCUAACGAUGUAAUUGAGUUCUCUCCCAUCUCAAUUCAUCUCUCAAAGUCGACUGGGAAUAGUCUUAUGAUAGAGACAAUGCGCUGCAACAUCAGAUCCGAUAUUGACAGGACCACGAAGGAUGCUCGUGAUCUUGCCCAAAUCCUGCACAAGAUCAACUCCCCAAACUUCGGCCUACUCAAAUGCCAAGGAAUCAUUAAAGAAUCAGAGACUGUCACAGAUCAGUUCGGACAUCCUAAAGCUCUUCCAACCUUUUCAUUCGUGUUUGAAAUUCCCAAAGACUUUCGGAACCCGCGAACUCUCCGUGGCAUUUUACAAGAAGCUGCUCCUUUCCCAUUAAAUGAGCGACUCGACCUCGCACGCCAGCUCACCUAUUCAGUUCUGUAUAUCCACAGUGCCCGCUUCGUCCACAAGAGCAUUCGGCCAGAAACGAUUCUUGUGUUUGAGAAUGAGACGUCGAGUAUUGGCGCGCCGUUCUUGGUUGGAUUCGAGAAGUUUCGCCCUGCGGAUGGACACACUUAUUUGAUUGGAGAUGAGAGUUGGGAGAAGAAUCUCUACCGCCAUCCAACACGCCAAGGUAUUUUGCCCGAAGAGCAGUAUAAGAUGCAGCAUGAUGUAUAUAGCAUUGGCGUAGUGCUUUUGGAGAUUGGUCUUUGGACUUCACUUGUCACUUACCCUCAAAUCUCAAGUCCGAACACGGAAGGUAACAUUCCGGUCGCUUCGGAAUAUGUUAACCUCGUGUCGCCAGGCAAAGAGAAAGAUCCUCGCCUGCGAGCAUUUCGAGAUAAAGAGAUGUUAGAAAAUCUCGCUGAGCGUGAACUGCCUCAUAGACUUGGGAGAAAGUAUACUGAUAUGGUAUUGCUAUGUCUGCGGUCUCUAGAUAACCUAGAGACUGGUAUUCCGGGCGGCGUGGAUAAAGAUGGAAUAGGAAUUGGCGUAAGUUUCGUUGAAACAGUGUUAGAAUUAAUACAUGGGAUUUCUCUUUGAUUUGCUGAGAGAUCGAGCGAGAGGUAGAGACACUAAGACACCGAGAUACUGAUUUCAUAGCAGAGAGGCUAGGAGAUUACGAGAGAAGCAUAGACGCGGGGAGACACAGGGAGAGGCAGAGAGACUCAGACAUCGAGGGGGAGAGAGAGGAACUGAGAAGCCAAGAUACUAAAAGAGAGGGACGGAGGAAUUAAGAGACCGAGGGACGGACUGAGAGGCAGAGGGUCUAAGAAAUUGAGAGAGAGGCUGAGAUGCUAAGAAAUUAAGGGAUACGUAUAGAGAUUGAGCGCGAGGCAGGGAGAGAGAGAGAGAAUAGAGGAUUAAGAGAGGGAGGAGUAGAUGUUCUACGAAUAUGUGAUUUAUAGCUUUAAUUUUGCGUAAUAACAAUGGAGGAG